CCCUAUGUUGUUUCAGUGGAUAAUCCUUCUGAAGGACUGAAAGUUCGAAGCAAACUAUUGAGGAAAACUAGUUUAAGUGACGACUUUUGGAGCGCUCGUACUAGUGCAUGUGAGAUGGAGGGAAGCAAUUCAGAAUUUGUUAAUCAUGGUCUACUUCUCUGGAAUCAAACGAGGCAACAAUGGUGUGGAAAUAAAACACCGCAGAAGAAUGCUUCAGUUGGAGAACCCAAAUUAAGUUUAUAUACAAGCUAUGAAAUGUUCCUAGAGACCAAUAAGCUUUUUCCUCAACCAAUUCCUUUACCGGAAAUGGUAGACUUUCUUGUUGAUGUGUGGGAGCAGGAGGGGCUUUAUGAUAAAGCAACCACAUAA
This is a messenger RNA of Solanum tuberosum (potato), 369 nucleotides long. RefSeq lists its product as uncharacterized. The transcript is spliced from 4 exons. NCBI's taxonomy places the organism in Eukaryota, Viridiplantae, Streptophyta, Magnoliopsida, Solanales, Solanaceae. The annotation marks the transcript as partial. The record is from RefSeq and is a predicted model, not a curated record.